CACACAGACGAGCGUCUCUCAAGAUCCCAUUGUUCGCCCUUAGCGGAUCUCUAUUUCAGCCCCCGACCAGGCUCUGGGCUUCACCGUGACUACGUAUGAACCACAUCCUCACCAGAAUGUCUAUCCGUACCUCCUCUCUCUGCGAUUCCACGUGGGACUCUGGCACCGUUUCUACCCAGGACAUCAAGCUCCAUAGAAAAGGAUCGAUAGGGGAACUCCUUCGUCGUGUCAAUCACGCUCCUCAGGAGCUCGACGACUUCCUCGAUAUCUACGUUCCGAGCCAAUUCAACCCUCCGGAGACUAUCAAAACGAGUAACAAGGCGGACAUCUUCGAUAAGUGGACCCCUACCGAAGGAAAGGAAGCGAUUUUGUAUAAGCACUUAAUCGACGCAUUUGAUGCUCUCGUUGCGUCGUUGCCAGAACAUCUCCGUCUGAUAUUCUGUGACUGCGCUGGUCAGAGAGUCCCCUUUCCGUUCGAGGACCACGUUGACCACCAUGCGACGAAGCCCGACCUCAUCGUCUCCUUCCCCGGAAAGACGCUCCCGCGCAUGCAGACGAACCCCACGUGGUGGAUGGUUAGCAUGGUCAUAGAUGCCAAGGCGACUGAACAGCAAGACCCUUUCAAUAUGGGUAGUCAAGCCUCUGUCAACUCCAUCACUGCGCUGGCUGUCAGCGCAAGGGAUCUACUUUUGGCUCAUGGCUUCUGCUAUGUCUUCGUGGUCGGUCUUUACGGUGACUUCGCUCGCAUCGUCCGCUUCGACCGUUCGUCAGCCGUUGUCAGUAAACAGUUCAAGUACCGCGAACAUCCAGACAUACUGCAAAGGUUCUUUUGGCGGUUGGUCCAUCCCAUCAUCGGCAGCACCAUCGUCGGCAGCGAUCCUGACGUUCGGCCCCUGACGAGACCUGACGUGCUGUGGAUCAAGGAGCAGUUGCGUAAGCUGCGAUGGGAUGUACCCAUUUCUGAUGAGGAACUCCGGAAGGGGCGCGCGGUUGUGGUUCCGGAGAGUGACGCCGUGGACGCAAAGCCCAGGACGCUUCUUCUAUUCGACCUUUUGGACGUGAACGUUCGAUUGUUCAGCCGGGCUACGAUGGUUUGGCUUGCGAUAGAAGAUCUCCGAGCACGUCCUCAGGAGCCCUCCUCCCACCAUCCUCCUUGUGCCAGGCUCGUGGUCUUCAAGGAGGCCUGGCGCCAGAUCACGCGGCGGCCGGAGACCGAAUUUUACCAGCGUCUGGCUUCGAUCCCGGACGACGUCCGUACAGGGUUGCCCAAGAUGCUCUUCGGUGCUGACCUCGGGGAGCGAAACAUGAAGAUUCGGCGAGCUGCCGGUGAAAAGUUCUCUUACGAAGCCAACACCGGUCAUAACUCUCUAAUGGAUCCGAGCCCGUCUAGCGCCAUUGCGGCCACCGCCUCGGACACGUCUGAAACCUGUUUUCCCCCGGAUAUCGGUGCUCCCGCCCUCACAGAUCCCGGUCUCAACAGUCCGCGUCAACUUCCUGCAGAUAAUGAUGGUUGUGUGCCCUCUCCGCCCUAUCCGCCGUCCGCCGUCUUCCCUUGUUCCCCAUAUCAGACGCACUGCUGGAGACUCCUCUUUGGUGAUGAGUGUAGCAGCCGUGAACGCAGUCUCGUUCGUUGCGCAGUUGACACUGUCGGGAGGCCGCUCAGGCAUUUUAAAUCCACCCGUGAGCUUGUAGGGGCCGUCCGAGAUGCCAUUGAAGGACAUCGCCAAGCUUGGGAGGUUGGCGUCUUGCAUCGUGACGUCAGCGCUGGCAAUGUGCUCAUCUCGGAGCAACCUGCAGACCGACUGAGGGGAUUUCUUCAUGACUUUGACUACAGCUCGAUGACAAAGGGGGUCCCGCCUCCUCUGAACGAAUCUUCGUCCACAGAACCUCUUCUACGUAUGGGCGAAGCAUAUGACGAGGAAGACCUGAAAGAACGAACGGGGACGUACUACUACAUGGCGCAGUUGCUACUUAGGAAGAAGUCCAUUGUGCACAGCGUUCAUCACGAUUUCGAGUCCUUCUACUGGGUCUUGCUAUGGAUCGUCUUGCGUCACACCCAACAUGACUUAGAAGUCGACCCGGAAUCACCCAACCCUUGCACCCGCGUUUUCCGAUCCGGGAACAACCUGGAGGCCGCGGACAUGAAGAGAGCAUGGCUCACCGAAACGGAGGUCCACUUUACUGUCGACGGCAACAAGCCGUUGACUGACCUCAUGCACCAAUUCCGCAUGCUCAUCCUGGAGGCGAUCAUCAUGGGCCCGCGGGCGGCUCCGCGCAGAUAUCUCACGCACGCUGCGGUACUGGAACUCUUUGACACGGCCCUCGCUCGGACUGAUUGGCCAGAUCCUGAGAACGAUGGACCCAAGCCGUUUGCGUACGCGAAGCCCGUACCGCCGCGUUUGAACCAGCCGAAGCGCGCGGCCCAGCCUGAGGACGCAGAAGAGACAGAGAAGCGAUCUGGCAAACGGAGAAAGAAAGAAGACGGAUCACCUGUUGAUGACGAUGCCUUUGAGAGUACACCAGUACUUCGGUAGUCCAACAGGGGGAGUGUCAGGGGUAGUGGCGCCCGUGGUAGCAAGAGGCGCGAGUCGAAGAAGUAGCAGUCGUAGAGCUCUCGGGUGCAUCGUAUCUCUGUAUGGUCAGGUUCUGUUGUCCUGGGAUUUUGCGAUGUAGCCGAGUUAGCUCAGACUAUUC
Molecule: messenger RNA, 2694 nt
Organism: Dichomitus squalens LYAD-421 SS1
Lineage: Eukaryota; Fungi; Basidiomycota; Agaricomycetes; Polyporales; Polyporaceae
Exons: 5
Coding region: 582-2534 (650 amino acids)
Biological process (GO): protein phosphorylation
Molecular function (GO): protein kinase activity
Source: RefSeq, a predicted model, not a curated record